Messenger RNA from Cladophialophora yegresii CBS 114405, 1815 nucleotides. Its product is annotated as translation initiation factor RLI1. Gene Ontology annotation, biological process: translational termination; translational initiation; ribosomal subunit export from nucleus. Lineage: Eukaryota; Fungi; Ascomycota; Eurotiomycetes; Chaetothyriales; Herpotrichiellaceae. The coding region runs from base 1 to 1815 and encodes 604 amino acids. The transcript is spliced from 6 exons. Gene Ontology annotation, molecular function: iron ion binding; ATP binding; ribosomal small subunit binding. The record is from RefSeq and is a predicted model, not a curated record.
AUGGCGGACAAACUGACAAGAAUUGCUAUUGUCAAUAGCGACAAGUGCAAACCCAAGAAAUGCCGUCAAGAAUGCAAAAAGUCAUGCCCGGUAGUCCGAACCGGCAAACUCUGCAUUGAGGUCACUCCAGAGUCCAAAAUUGCCUACAUAUCCGAACGGCUCUGUAUCGGAUGCGGUAUCUGCCCAAAGAAAUGCCCCUUCGGUGCCAUCCACAUCAUCAACUUGCCGACGAACCUCGAGACCCAAGUCACCCACCGAUAUUCGGCAAACAGUUUCAAGUUGCACAGGUUGCCUAUGCCCCGACCUGGCCAGGUGUUGGGACUGGUUGGCACAAACGGCAUCGGCAAGAGCACGGCUUUGAAGAUCCUCAGCGGCAAGUUGAAGCCAAACUUGGGUCGCUAUGACAAUCCUCCGGACUGGGAGGAGAUUUUGAGAUACUUCCGUGGCUCUGAGUUGCAGAACUACUUCACCAAAGUUCUCGAAGAUGACCUCAAGGCCAUUGUCAAGCCACAAUACGUGGACCAGUUGCCACGCGCCAUCAAAGGUCCCGUCAAAACAGUCAAACCACUGAUCGAGGCAAAGUCUGAGCUGGGUAAUAUGAAGCAUAUCAUGGACGUUCUCGAACUCAAUGCUGUCCAGGACCGAGAGAUCAGCCUCCUCUCCGGUGGAGAAUUGCAGCGGUUUGCUAUUGCCCUCGUUUGCGUCCAAAAGGCGGAUGUCUACAUGUUUGACGAACCCUCGUCAUACCUCGAUGUCAAACAACGUCUCAGCGCAGCCAGGACGAUUCGUGAACUCCUUCGCCCGAAUGACUAUGUCAUUGUUGUCGAGCACGAUUUGUCAGUGCUUGACUAUCUUUCUGACUUCAUCUGUGUUCUUUACGGCAGACCUGCUGUCUACGGUGUUGUUACCCUUCCCGCCUCUGUCCGAGAAGGUAUCAACAUCUUCCUAGAUGGCAAUAUCCCCACCGAGAACUUGCGCUUCCGCGAAGAAAGCUUGACUUUCCGCAUAGCGGAGGCCGGCGAAGACUACAUGGUUGACAAGGCACGUGGUUUCGAGUACCCUGCCAUGGAGAAGACCCUCGGCGGCUUCCACCUGAAGAUCCAGAAAGGAACGUUCACCGACUCGGAGAUCAUUGUCAUGAUGGGUGAGAAUGGAACCGGGAAAACCACAUUCUGUAAAAUGCUCGCUGGUGUCGAGAAGCCCGACGGAACCCAAAAGGUCCCGGCCAUGAACAUCUCGAUGAAACCGCAAAAGAUCACCCCCAAGUUCCAAGGCACGGUCCGACAGCUCUUCUUCAAGCGCAUCAAGGCCUCUUUUCUAAACCCGCAGUUCCAAACCGACGUUUACAAACCUCUCAAGAUUGACGACUUCAUCGACCAGGAAGUUCAGAAUCUCUCUGGUGGUGAAUUGCAACGUGUGGCCAUCGUCCUGGCCCUUGGUCUCCCUGCAGACAUCUACUUGAUCGACGAGCCUUCUGCGUAUCUGGAUUCCGAACAGCGUAUCAUCGCCGCCCGCGUCAUCAAGCGCUUCAUCAUGCACAGCAAAAAGACCGCUUUCAUCGUCGAGCACGAUUUUAUCAUGGCAACCUACCUCGCCGACAGAGUCAUUGUCUUUGAUGGCACUCCUUCCGUCAAUGCACGGGCGAAUGCCCCGGAAUCGCUUUUGACCGGUUGCAACAAGUUCCUCAAGAAUCUGGACGUUACCUUCCGACGGGAUCCCAACUCCUACCGUCCCCGAAUCAACAAGUUCCAAUCUCAACUUGAUCAAGAACAGAAACUUGCCGGGAACUACUUCUUCUUGGAAGAUGAGAGUUAA